This is a messenger RNA of Gaeumannomyces tritici R3-111a-1, 1138 nucleotides long. RefSeq lists its product as hypothetical. The transcript has a single exon. The record is from RefSeq and is a predicted model, not a curated record. NCBI's taxonomy places the organism in Eukaryota, Fungi, Ascomycota, Sordariomycetes, Magnaporthales, Magnaporthaceae. Bases 1 to 1083 code for a protein of 360 amino acids. Gene Ontology annotation, cellular component: extracellular region.
AUGAAGACCAGCACCAUCAUCAUCAACUCUCUGCUUCUGGCCACGGGCCUGGCAGCCCCAGUAUCCCUGACGAAGAGAGACCUUGCAACAAUUCAAGGAGCGCUGAAGCAGGUGGAGGAUGGCCUGGGAAAAGUCAAGACGGCGGCCCAGGGGCUGGACGGCAAUGACAUCAACUCGGGUACUCCCAUCCUGUCGGCAUCGGACGCACUGAGCAAGACCAUCAAGCAGGCGACGGCGGAUAUCCAAGGCAGCCAGGAGCUGUCACUCCAGGACGCCCUCUCACUGCAGCAGUCAUCGAGCGCCCUGAUCACGGCGGCCCAAGACACCGUUACCGCCUUGGCAGGCAAGAAGGCGGCGCUCGACCAGCUGGGAGUCACCCAGGUUGCCGUCACCACGCUGAAGCAGCAAAAGACGGACAGCACGGCUUUCGGCAAGGUUCUCGUUUCCAAGGUCCCCGCCAUCGGCCAAGGCAUCGCGCAGCAGAGCGUCGACCAGAUCGGCCAGGCGCUCGACAAGGGCAUCGCGGCGCUCAGCGCUGCUCCCGCAGGCGGCGCUGCUGCCCCGGCUAAGCCGGCCGAACCCGCACCGGCUGAGCCUGCUGCGCCCAAGCCCGCUGAACCCGCCGCACCCAAGCCUGCAGAGCCUGCCGAGCCCGCUACACCCAAGCCCGCAGAGCCCACUACACCCAAGCCCGCAGAGCCCGCUACACCCAAGCCCGCAGAGCCCGCUGCGCCGAAGCCCGCCGACCCUGCUACACCCAAGCCUGCAGAGCCUGCCACCCCGAAGCCCGAGGAGCCCGCGGCAUGCAAGCCCGCGGCGCCCAAGCCCGCGGCACCCAAGCCUGCCACACCCAAGCCCGCCGAGCCCGCAGCCAAGCCCGCGCCCGCGGCCGGCAACAACAACAACAACAACCCCCUGGGAACCAUCCUCGGCCUCGUUGGACAAGGCAACAACGCAAACGGCAACCCGCUGGCGGCGCUGCUGGGGGCUGCUGGCGGUGCGAACGGCAACAAGGCGGGUGCCAACGCGGCCCCGAAUCCCCUCGUCGCGCUCACUGGCAAUGGUAAUGGCAACGCGGCCUAGGUGAUAGUGACUUGACGCUUCGCUUGAGAGGAAGACUGGGAGGUGAAGACUGGGA